AUGGAGAACCCCCUGGACCAUGUGUUCAGCACGUACCAGGUUAACAUCAUGCAGUCGUGUGACCAGUGCAACUCCUAUAUCGGGGGCAUGGAGAAAGUCUACAUGUGCAGCUGUGAGUACCUCAUAGACAUAAACACACACAUAUAGGCAUUCUGACAACUCUCACAUUCUAGUAACAACUAAUAACAAGGAUAACAGUCUCCAGUGAUUGAUGUGAAUGCUGAGCAUGCUUUAAACAUACAUAACCCAAAACAUUAUAACCAUUACAUACUGGGACCCAUCGUGGAUGCAAAUGUUAAUAGCCUCCCAUUCUGGUUUUAUUCUUCCAGAUUGUAAGAUGGUGUGCCACAAGAAGUGCCUUUGCAAAAUUGUCACAGACUGCUCCACGUUUUGUGUCAAAAAGGUAGGCAUUGACCUCACAUAUUCGUAAACUACAUUGACAUACUUCCAUGAUUUAGGUGUGCAAAUCUGAAAUCAGUAUUGGUCGCUAGGUGACUGGUGACUAAAACGCCUCUGACUGUUGGUGUCUGUCUGUGUGCAGAUUGACGAGGAGUCGGGAGGCCUACACUUUGGGGUGCGCUUGUGUCACCUGACCAGCGAGGACAACCCCAUUCCCAUAGUGCUGGAGAUGAUGCUGGAGCAUGUGGAGAUGAAUGGCCUGUUAACAGAGGGAAUCUACCGCAAGUCAGGCUCCGCCAACCGCAUGAAGGAGCUCCACCAGCUAAUGGAGACUGGUAAGGGCCAGCCAGCCCAUAAUAUUAUAAACAGUAUACCAUUGCUUUCAGAGAGCUGAAAAGAUUAUGAUGGGUAACACUUUAUUUGAGGGGUGUACGUAAGACAUACUUAACAUUAAACACCUACACUUUUUACUGCUCUAAUUACGUUGGUAACCAGUUUAUAAUAGCAAUAAGGCACCCCAGGGGUUUGUGGUAUAUGGCCAAUAUAUUGCGGCUAAGGGCUGUAUCCAGGCACUCCGCUUUGCGUCAUGCAUAAGAACAGCCCUUAGCCUCAAAUAAAGUGUUACCCAUGCUUAAUUAAACACCUACACAAGCACUAGAGUAGUAGUAUUUUUCAAGUUUCAUAGUGCCAAUGUAGAUCUUAUGUAUGACAUAAGUAUACCUCCUUCAAGUUCCCAUUCCAUGGCCUGUCUAAUGGUUGUUGAUGUAUUGUGUGGCAGACCCCCACGCUGUGUGCCUGGAGAACUACCCCAUCCACACAGUGACGGGGCUGAUCAAACAGUGGCUGAGAAAGCUGCCUGACCCCCUCAUGACCUUCACUCAUUACAAUGACUUCCUUCGGGCCGUGGGUGAGUCCUGUUAUAGCUCUGCCUCACUCUGUACUGUGACUCUUCUCCAGGAUCAAGGGAGAGAUGGGUACUCUUGUUCGUUUGGGAUUUUGUAAUAUAAUGUACGUCCACUAGGGGGAGUCCCUAUAUCAGCCCAGGGGGGUUAUCUUCUCCUUGGUAUAUUCGACUGCUCUACCAGGUCAAUGCCAAAAAAAUAAAGGAAAUACUUGAGUAAAUGAGGGAUACAAAGUAUAUUGAAAUCAGGUGUGGUUCCUCAGUUAAUUAAACAAUUAAAACAUUCCAUCAUGCUUAAGGUCAUAAAAAUGCCCAGUUAUCCAUUAUUUUGGCUACCAUCGCUAGAGAUCUCAGUGACUUUGAAAGAGGGGUCUCAAAGGAGCUUAGGGGAUUUAAAGGUUGUGUGUUAGUGUGUGUGUGUGUCUCAGUCACCAGAUCUUAACCCAAUUGAACACUUAUGGUAGCAGCGCCUGAGACAGCGUUUUCCGCCACCCCUCGACAAAACAACAAAUUAUGGAAUUUCUCGUGGAAGAAUGGUGUCACAUUACAGUUCCAGACACAUUACAGUUCCAGACACAUUACAGUUCCAGACACAUUACAGUUCCAGACACAUUACAGUUCCAGACACAUUACAGUUCCAGACACAUUACAGUUCCAGACACAUUACAGUUCCAGACACAUUACAGUUCCAGACACAUUACAGUUCCAGACACCUAUUAAGACACUUUAUGUUGGUGUUUCCUUUAUUUUGGCAGUUACAGUGGGGGAAAAAAGUAUUUAAUCAGCCACCAAUUGUGCAAGUUCUCCAACUUAAAAAGAUGAGAGAGGCCUGUAAUUUUCAUCAUAGGUACACGUCAACUAUGACAGACAAAUUGAGAAAAAAAAAUCCUGAAAAUCACAUUGUAGGAUUUUUUAUUAAUUUAUUUCUAAUUUAUGGUGGAAAAUAAGUAUUUGGUCACCUACAAACAAGCAAGAUUUGUGGCUCUCACAGACCUGUAACUUCUUCUUUAAGAGGCUCCUCUGUCCUCCACUCAUUACCUGUAUUAAUGGCACCUGUUUGAACUUGUUAUCAGUAUAAAAGACACCUGUCCACAACCUCAAACAGUCACACUCCAAACUCCACUAUGGCCAAGACCAAAGAGCUGUCAAAGGACACCAGAAACAAAAUUGUAGACCUGCACCAGGCUGGGAAGACUGAAUCUGCAAUAGGUAAGCAGCUUGGUUUGAAGAAAUCAACUGUGGGAGCAAUUAUUAGGAAAUGGAAGACAUACAAGACCACUGAUAAUCUCCCUCGAUCUGGGGCUCCACGCAAGAUCUCACCCCGUGGGGUCAAAAUGAUCACAAGAACGGUGAGCAAAAAUCCCAGAACCACACGGGGGGACCUAGUGAAUGACCUGCAGAGAGCUGGGACCAAAGUAACAAAGCCUACCAUCAGUAACACACUACGCCGCCAGGGACUCAAAUCCUGCAGUGCAAGACGUGUCCUCCUGCUUAAGCCAGUACAUGUCCAGGCCCGUCUGAAGUUUGCUAGAGUGCAUUUGGAUGAUCCAGAAGAGGACUGGGAGAAUGUCAUAUGGUCAGAUGAAACCAAAAUAGAACUUUUUGGUAAAAACUCAACUCGUCGUGUUUGGAGGACAAAGAAUGCUGAGUUGCAUCCAAAGAACACCAUACCUACUGUGAAGCAUGGGGGUGGAAACAUCAUGCUUUGGGGCUGUUUUUCUGCAAAGGGACCAGGACGACUGAUCCGUGUAAAGGAAAGAAUGAAUGGGGCCAUGUAUCGUGAGAUUUUGAGUGAAAACCUCCUUCCAUCAGCAAGGGCAUUGAAGAUGAAAUGUGGCUGGGUCUUUCAGCAUGACAAUGAUCCCAAACACACCGCCCGGGCAACGAAGGAGUGGCUUCGUAAGAAGCAUUUCAAGGUCCUGGAGUGGCCUAGCCAGUCUCCAGAUCUCAACCCCAUAGAAAAUCUUUGGAGAAAGUCCAUGUUGCCCAGCGACAGCCCCAAAACAUCACUGCUCUAGAGGAGAUCUGCAUGGAGGAAUGGGCCAAAAUACCAGCAACAGUGUGUGAAAACCUUGUGAAGACUUACAGAAAACAUUUGACCUGUGUCAUUGCCAACAAAGGGUAUAUAACAAAGUAUUGAGAAAAUUUUGUUAUUGACCAAAUACUUAUUUUACACCAUAAUUUGCAAAUAAAUUCAUAAAAAAUCCUACAAUGUGAUUUUCUGGAUUUUUUUUCUUCUCAUUUUGCCUGUCAUAGUUGACGUGAACCUAUGAUGAAAAUUACAGGCCUCUCUCAUCUUUUUAAGUGGGAGAACUUGCACAAUUGGUGGCUGACUAAAUACUUUUUUUCCCCACUGUACCUGUAUUCUACUGAAUGUUGAAAUGCGUAAUAUUGUUGACUGUCAGCAAUCCCUACACUGUGGCGUUGUUGUUGAUUAUACAUUGUGGUAUUCCUCACCUUUCUCUAGAACUUCCUGAAAAGCAAGAGCAGCUACAUGCCAUCUACAAAGUGUUGGAACAGCUCCCCACCGCAUGCUUCAACACCUUGGAAAGACUUUUCUUCCAUCUAGUCAAGUACAUACUCUUCAUGGCUGGGGCUCUCUCUCAAAAGAGAUAACCAUCUCAAUAGGACUCACAUGGUUUAAACAUUGCAAUUGCAAUAUUGUAGUGUGUAUUGCUGUAUAAAUAUUGAAUUAACUUAUUUUCCCUUCAACAUGAGUAAUAUUUUUCUCUCUUCCAGAGUGUCUAAAGACGAGUCUCACAACCGCAUGUCUCCCAACUCCCUGGCCAUUGUGUUUGCCCCCUGCAUCCUCCGCUGCCCAGACAGCGCCGACCCACUCAUGAGCAUGAAGGACGUUGUCAAGACCACCACGUAAGUAUCUCUCUGAUCAAUGCAUAGACAGAAACUACUGUUACUUUAUAUAUAAAACAUAUUUUUAUUAAUUCAGAUAAAAAACAUCCCACAAUAAGAUAAUAGUCCACUUAGAAUGGAUUUGAUUGAUCUCAACCCUAGUCUUUGCUGUUAUCAAGUGAAUAUUUUGUUCGGGCAACUAGGUAGGACACCCACUGUAUAGAAACCAAUGCAGUGCCUUUACCACAAUAGAAAUGAUGACUAACAGGUAAUGUCGCUGUGUCCCAGAUGUGUGGAGAUGUUGAUCAACGAGCAGAUCAGACGCUACAAUGAGAAGUUGGAGGAGAUCGAACAGCUGGAGCACGCUGAGGCUCUGGCCGUCAACCAGCUCAAACUCAAGAGACAGAACACGGUGAGGACAAUUCUACAUGGUCUGGUCUGUCUGGACACUACCCAGGGUUGAGGUCAAUUCAGGAAGUAAACUGACAUUUCUAUUCCAAUUUUCCUCAAUGCUUCUCUGUCGCUUUCUGAAUUGACUGAAUUGGAAUGGAAUUGAUCCCAACACUGACACCAGGUCCAUAGACUCAGUAGACAGACCGACCAUAGUCACCAACUUGAUUUACUACAUACUGUAGGGCAGGGGUGUACUACUACACUCCUGAUCCUGUAAGGCUGCAGGUGUUUCAGUGUCAGUGUAUUGUCCAAUAUCCACCAUGGGUUACUGCUCAUUGUUUUGUGGUUCUCCCUUGUUUCUCUUCAGCUGCUCUGGCAUUUGCCCCUCAGGUUUUCUGCUCCUUACAAAGGAGUGGUGGUACGUAUCCACGUUGCUCUGGUCCUCCUGGUAGCUAGAUGCUGUUUGCCAUUCCCAACCGUCUGUGCAUGACAUGAAGUAGUCGAUGCCCCCCAUCCCCUUCUCUCCUCUUCAUACUAACUGAUGGGAUACAAUACUGCAGUGUUUCUAGAGCGCUACUGGGCAUGCAAGCUUUUGUUCCAGCCCAGCAGUAACACACCUGGAUCCAAGCAAAGACAAUGAUCAGUUGAUUCUGUGACAGAGAUGUGUUAGUACUAGGUGUGUGUUAGUGCUAGGUGUGUGUUAGUGCUAGGUGUGUGUUAGUGCUAGGUGUGUGUUAGUGCUAUGUGUGUGUUAGUACUAGGUGUGUGUUAUUGCUAGGUGUGUGUUAGUACUGGGUGUGUGUUAGUACUAGGUGUGUGUUAGUACUAGGUGUGUGUUAGUACUAGGUGUGUGUUAGUACUAGGUGUGUGUUAGUACUAGGUGUGUGUUAGUACUAGGUGUGUGUUAGUACUGGGUGUGUGUUAGUACUAGGUGUGUGUUAGUGCUAGGUGUGUGUUAGUGCUAGGUGUGUGUUAGUGCUAGGUGUGUGUUAGUGCUAGGUGUGUGCUAGUGCUAGGUGUGUGUUAGUGCUAGGUGUGUGUUAGUGCUAGGUGUGUGUUAGUAUUAGGUGUGUGUUAGUACUAGGUGUGUGUUAGUACUAGGUGUGUGUUAGUACUGGGUGUGUGGUAGUACUGGGUGUGUGGUAGUACAAGGUGUGUGGUAGUACUAGGUGUGUGGUAGUACUAGGUGUGUGGUAGUACAAGGUGUGUGGUAGUACAAGGCGUGUGUUAGUACUAGGCGUGUGUUAGUACUAGGCGUGUGUUAGUACUAGGCAUGUGGUAGUACUAGGUGUGUGGUAGUACUGGGUGUGUGGUAGUACUAGGUGUGUGUUAGUACUAGGUGUGUGGUAGUACAAGGUGUGUGGUAGUACAAGGUGUGUGUUAGUACUAGGCGUGUGUUAGUACUAGGCGUGUGGUAGUACUAGGUGUGUGGUAGUACUAGGUGUGUGUUAGUACUGUUAGAACAAAGGCCUGCAUACCUACUACUAGUAGCUCUAUGCGACUAGAUGUUAGACCCCUGCUAUACUGCAUGUUGGUUUCAGCCCUCAGUGUCUGUGAUGUGAAGGUUCUUCAGAGUGACGGUGUUUGGGUUGAUGUUGUUGGUCUUUUCUACAUGUGACUUGUGUGUGGUUUGACUCAUGUAUGGUUUGACUAGUAUUUGGUGACUUUACUCUUGAUCAUAGCCUGCUUGUGCUGUAUGGAACAUACAUGAUUCCACACUGUACAACCUCAGGAUAGGAUGGAUGGUUUGUGGAUUCUCCCUGUUAACCGGUACCAAGCCUUGGUACUCAUGGAGCUGGGGAAUGUUUGACAUGGGAAUGAGUUGUCUUCUUGAUGAUGUCUUUUUCUCCUGGUGUAAAAUAACCUUUGCUUUGAUUUGCAGCCUCAAGCUUCCUUCAAUAGUACAAUCGUGCAUAAAAACCCUCACACCCGAUACUGACGUGUUCCUACAUGUUGUGUGGUUGAAUAACAUAGUUUCAUAGUGCCUGUUUACCCCUACUUAUCAUUACAAAACCUCCUGCCUUCCUCUAGGUACCAUAGCUCACUGGAAUGCCACAGGCAUGAUAUGAUAUAAAUAAACUCUACGCAUGAUGACAUAACACAGCCCCCCCCCCCCCCCCCCCCCCCAUCCUCUAAACCAGUGUGGUAUGGACUUGCUACUCGUUGAGGUGCACUGAGUAACUAUGUGUGUGUGUUCUCUCCCAGGUGCAUGAGAAGAAGUGCUCUGACCUGACGGUGGUCCCUGAGAACGAUGAUCCGCUAGACUCUGACACAGAGGCUGAGAAAAACCUGAUGGAGCGCAUCAAGUCCAUAAAACAAGAGAAGUAGGAACUGAACAGAGCCCCUGAUUCACCACUAAAUUCAGCAGAUACACUACAUGGCCAAAAGUAUGUGGACACCCCUUCAAAUGAGUGGAUUUGGCUAUUUCAGCUACAUCCGUUGCUGAUAGGUUUAUAAAAUCGAGCACACAGCUAUGCAAUCUCCAUAGACAAACAUUGGCAGUGGUAUGGCCCGUACUUAAGAGCUCAGUGACUUUCAAUGUGGCACCGUCAUAGGAUGCCACCUUUCCAACAGAGCUACCCCGGUCAACUGUAAGUGCUGUUAUUGUGAAGUGGAAACGUCUAGGCGUAACAACGGCUCAGCCGCGAAGUGGUAGGCCACACAAGCUCACAGAACGGGACCGCCAAAUGCUGAAGCGCGUAAAAGUCGUCUGUCCUCGGUUGCAACACUCACUACCGAGUUCCAAACUGCCUCUGGAAGCAACGUCAGCACAAGAACUGUUCGUUGGGAGCUUAAUGAAAUGGGUUUCCAUGGCCGACAUGCCGCACACAAGCCUAAGUCACCAUGCGCAAUGCCAAGUGUCGGCUGGGGUGGUGUAAAGCUCGCCGCCAUUGGACUCUGGAGCAGUGGAAACGCGUUCUCUAGAGAAAGUUUCCUUCACAGCCCUUUCCUGUUUCAGCAUGACAAUGCCCCAGUGCACAAAGCGAGGUCCAUACAGAAAUGGUUUGUCGAGAUCGGUGUGGAAGUACUUGACUGGCCUGCACAGAGCCCUGACCUCAACUCCAUCGAACACCUUUGAGAUGAUUUGGAACGCCUACUGCGAGCCAGGCCUAAUCGCCCAACAUCAGUGCCCAACCUCACUAAUGCUCUUGUGGCUGAUUGGAAGCAAGUCCCCGCAGCAAUGUUCUAACAUCUAGUGGAAAGCCUUACCAGAAGAGUGGAGGCUGUUAUAGCAGCAACGGGGGGACCAACUCCAUAUUAAUGGCCAUGAUUUUGGAAUGAGAUUUUCGACGAGCAGCUGUCCACAUACUUUUGGCAGUGUAUUGUAUUUUAAUGACGUGAUUUAUACACCGUGGUUAUAUUUAUAUCAUGAGUGCAGUUUAUAUCAUGAGUACAGUCAUGAGUGCAUAUAUUUUACUCAUAGGUAGUCCCGGGAAUCGAACCCACUACUCUGGCAUUACAAGUGCCAUGUUUUACCAACUGAGUUACAAAGGACCACCCAUAUCCAAUGGUUAUAUUUUGUGCCUGCUAUCCACCAAACAACCCUUGGUUACAUUUGUGACCUCUCUGUUUUCUGUCUCUCCCUUCCCCCCCUUUCCCAGGGAAGACCUCGCCUGCAGACUGCCAGAGCUGGAGCAACCUGGUUCUGACCAGGACAAUCUGGACUCUGAGGCGUCGCUGAGCUCUGAGAGCCUGUUGGACGAGCGCUGCAACAACUCGGAGCCUGAAGGUCAGUAUUAAAGGUACAAUCUCUCUCCCCCCUUUCCUACCUAUUCACACCUGUGGGUUUCUCAUCGGCCUGCCUGGCCCCCUGUCUGUCCCUGCUGUCUCUGGUGCAGGUCUGGACAAGCUGGUGGUGCUGCAUUUAAAGAGGUUGGCAGAGAUGCCGUCUGCUCUCUAGCAGGUUGGAGGCUCCCGGUUUCACAAGCAAAGUGUUUGAGUGUGUUUUUGUGUGUUUGCAUGAGUGUUUUGUGUGGCAUGCAGAAACUUUGACCAGACUAACUGGUGGUGGUGGAGUAACAUGGUGGUAGAGGUCUGCGAGGGGUACUGAUUUCUUCAACCCGCUACUGCUGCUUUUCAUACCAUGCUCGCUCCCGCUGACUUGUUGUCCAACUCCCACCCACUCCUGCAAGACUGGUCCCCAACCUGACCGCAGUCCCGCAAUGUUAUUUUAGGUGUACUGUAUGUGACGCAGCUUGCUUUGCAGCCCUGGUCCCAGCAAUUUUGCCACCCUAGUCAAGAUCCUGUAGGUCCUCUGUAGCUCAGCUGGUAGAGCACGGCGCUUGUAACGCCAAGGUAGUGGGUUCGAUCCCCGGGACCACCCAUACACAAAAAAAAAAUGUUAUGCACGCAUGACUGUAAGUCGCUUUGGAUAAAAGCGUCUGCUAAAUGGCAUAUUAUUAUUAUUAUUAUUAAGAUCAAAAUGCGCAAAAAUAGCCUAAGAAAUAGGAUAAAAUACCAGAGAUUCUCACGUGGCCCAUUAUAUUAGGUUAUCGGUAUUAUUGGGCUAUAUCAGCCAAUAGGGUAGUUGGAAAGAGAAUAGGGUUGGCGAAAUAUAGGAGAGUGGACACUAGCUGCUUUUAGCAACGCUAGUAUUUACACACUAGGGUUGCUGGGAAUUAUCUUGCAAAAAAACGUAGUAGUCCACCGGAAGCCAGAAGUUAAAAACUGUUAUAUCGGCCUCCCGAGUGGCGCAGCGGUCUAAGGCACUGCAUCGCAGUGGCGUCACUACAGACCCGGGCUCGAUCCCAGGCUGUGUCGCCGGCUGCGACAGGGAAACCCAUGAGGCGGCGCACAAUUGGCUCAGCAUCGUCCGGGUUAGGGGAGGGUUUGGCCGGCCGGGAUAUCCUUGUCCCAUCGCGAUCUAGCGACUCCUUGUGGCGGGCCCUGCGCAUGCAGGCUGACUCGUGUCGCCAGUUGUACGGCGUUUCCUCCGACACAUUGGUGUCAAGCAGUGUGUCAAGAAGCAGUGCGGCUUGGCAGGGUUGUGUUUCGGAGGACGCAUGGCUUUCGACCUUCGCCUCUCCCGAGUCCGUACGACCUUCGCCUCUUCCGAGUCCGUAACUACCAAUUGGAUAUCACGAAAUUGGGGAGAAAAAGGGGUAACAAAUGUACAAACAAAAAACUGUUAAAUUCCCGUGGAUUGAUGAGGAAUUGAAAAGUUGUAUGGUUGAGAGGGAUGAGGCAAAAGGAAUGGCAAAUAAGUCUGGCUGCACAACCGAUUGGCAAACGUACUGCAAAUUGAAAAAUCAAGUGACUAAACUCAAUAAAAAGAAGGAGAAACUACACUAUAAAACAAAGUUUAUAUAAAGAAUGGUAGUAAAAAGCUUUGGAGAACCUUAAAUGAAAUUUCGGGCAAAAAGGCAAACUCGGCUCCAUUCAUUGAAUCAUCACAAAACCCACUGAUAUUGCCAAUUACUUGGCAAGAUUAGCAGACUUAGGCAUGACAUGCCAGCAACAAACGCUGACACUACACAUCCAAGUAUAACUGAUCAAAUGAUGAAAGACUAGCAUUAUAAUUUUGAAUUUCGUGAAGUGAGUGUGGAAAAGGAAUGUUGUCUAUAAAACAAUGACAAGCCACCGGGGUCUGACAACUUGGAUGGAAAAUUACGAGGAUAAUAGUGGACGAUAUUGCCCCUCCUAUUUGCCAUGUCUUCAAUCUAAGCCUACUAGAAAGUGUGUGCCCUCAGGCCUGGAGGGAAGCAAAAGUAAUUCCGCUACCCAAGAAUAGUAAAGCCCCCGUUAUUAGCUCAAAUAGCCGACCAAUCAGCCUGUUUACCACAGGUGGACUCCAAUCAAGUUGUAGAAACAUCUCAAGGAUGAUCAAUGGAAACAGGAUGCACCUGAGCUCAAUUUUAAAUCUCAUAGCAAAGGGUCUGAAUACUUACUUGCAAACAUUUCUAAAAACCUGUUUUCGCUUUGUCAUUAUGGGGUAUUGUGUGUAGAUUGAUGAGGAAAAAAUUAAUGUUAUAAAUUUUAGAAUAAGGCUGUAACGUUACAAAAUGUGGAAAGGUCAAGGGGUCUGAAUAGUUUCCGAAUGCACUGUAUGUGAUAGUAGUAGUAGUGGCCUGAGGGAACACACUUAAUAUGUUGUGAAAAUUGUUAUGAAAUGUAAUGUCAUGUAAUAUUUUAAAUUGUAUAUAACUGCCUUUAUGUUGCUGGACCCCAGGAAGAGUAGCUGCAGCCUUGGAGGAAGUGGGUCCAAGACAGACCCACGUUUAGAAAGUCUGUUUAAUUUAUGUUCUAUUAGAUGUUUUUUUUUUAAAUUCAAAAUCCCCCCCCCCCCCCCCGCCCCCCAUGCGUUAUCAUAUUUAUUUCCAGCUCAAUUUGGAGCCUUUUUUGUGCCUUUUCAAAACACAUUUCAUGAAAUUUACUAAUUUAUGACAAAGACAUUAGCUGAUAAAUUAUUUAAUACACACAAAUGCCGAAAUGAGUGCUACUCGCACUGACCAACUGAGAUCAAUCUGGUCUUGAAUUGAACAAUAGGCCAGGCCAAUGAAGCGACACAAUUUAGGAGGCUCGGUAGGCUACUAUUUUUUAUUUAACCAUUUAUUUAACACAGGUAAGCCGUUGAGAACAAGUCUUCAUUUACAACUGCGACCUGGCCAGGAUAAGCAAAGCAGUGCGAUUAAAAAACAACAAACACAGAGUUAACAUAUGGGGUAAAACAACAACAUAAAGUCAAAAAUUACCACAGAAAAUAUAUAUAGUGUGUUGCAAAUGUAGCAAGUUAUGGAGGUAGGCAAUAAAUAGGCCAUAGUUGCAAAAAUAAUUACAAUUAGUAUUAACACUGGAUAUGAUAGAUGUGCAAGAGAUCUAUGUGCAAAUAGAGAGACUGGGGGGGCAAUGAGCAAAAAGGUCUUUUGUCACCUAAAACAAUUGGAUCUAAAAUAUCAACCAGAUUAUUUCCCACGGGGGGCCAGUAUGAAAAAUGUAUGGCACUCCUAACUGUAAGUAGCUCUGGAUAAGAGCGUCUGCUAAAUGGACCUAAACAUGGAAAUGUAAAUGUUAAAAUUAAAUAACAAUAUCGGGGAUGAGGUAGUUGAGUGGGCUAAUUUCCGAAGAGGGCUGGUUAACAGGUGCAGUGAUCGUUAAGUUGCUCUGACAACUGAUGCUUAAAGUUAGUGAGGGAGAUAAGUGUCUCCAGCUUCAGAGAUUUUUGCAGUUCGUUCCAGUCAUUGGCAGCAGAGAACUGGGUAGGAAUGGCGGCCAAAGGAGGUGUUGGCUUUGGGAUGACCAGUGAGAUAUACCUGCUGGAGCGCAUACUACGAGUGGGUGUUGCUAUGGUGACCAAUGAGCUAAGAUAAGGCAGGGAUUUGCCUAGCAGUGAUUUAUAGAUGGCCUGGAGCUAGUGGGUUUGGCGACGAAUAUGUAGUGAGGACCAGCCAACAAGAGCGUACAGGUCACAGUGGUGGGUAGCGUAUGGGGCUUUGGAGACAAAACGGAUGGCACUGUGAUAGACUACAUCCAAUUUGCUGAGUAGAGUGUUGGAGGCUAUUUUGUAAAUGACAUCGCCGAAGUCAAGGAUCGGUAGGAUAGUCAGUUUUACGAGGGCAUGUUUGGCAGCUUGAGUGAAGGAGGCUUUGUUGCGAAAUAGGAAGCCAAUUCUAGAUUUAACUUUGAAUUGGAGAUGCUUAAUGUGAGUCUGGAAGGAGAGUUUACAGUCUAACCAGACACCUAGGUAUUUGUAGUUGUCCACAUACUCUAGGUCAGACCCGUCGAGAGUAGUGAUUCUAGUCGGGUGGGCGGGUGCCAGCAGCGUUCGAUUGAAGAGCAUGCAUUUAGUUUUACUAGUGUUUAAGAAAAGUUGGAGGCUACGGAAGGAGUGUUGUAUGGCAUUGAAGCUCGUUUGGAGGUUUGUUAACACAGUGUCCAAUGAAGGGCCAGAUGUAUACAAAAUGGUGUCGUCUGCGUAGAGGUGGAUCUGAGAGUCACCAGCAGCAAGAGCGACAUCAUUGAUAUACACAGAGAAAAGAGUCGACCCAAGAAUUGAACCCUGUGGCACCCCCAUAGAGACUGCCAUAGGUCCAGACAACAGGCCCUCCGAUUUGACACAUUGAACUCUAUCUGAGAAGUAGUUGGUGAACCAGGCGAGGCAGUCAUUGGAGAAACCAAGGCUAUUUAGUCUGCCAAUAAGAAUGCAGUGGUUGACAAAGUCGAAAGCCUUGGCCAGGUCGAUGAAGACGGCUGCACAGUACUGUCUAUUAUCAAUCGCGGUUAUAAUAUCGUUUAGGACCUUGAGCGUGGGCAAGUUGCAGCGGAGGGUGCAGAGCUGGUGGCCAGGGUAGUGGUAGCCAGGUGGAAAGCAUGGCCAGCCGUAGCAAAAUGCUUGUUGAAAUUCUCGAUUAUUGUAGAUUUAUCGGUGGUGAUAGUGUUUCCUAGCCUCAGUGCAGUGGGCAGCUGGGAGGAGGUGCUCUUAUUCUCCAUGGACUUUACAGUGUCCCAAAACUUUUUGGAGUUAGUGCUACAGGAUGCAAAUUUCUGUUUGAAAAAGCUAGCCUUUACUUUCCUAACUGCUUGUGUAUAUUGGUUCCUAACUUCCCUGAAAAGUUGCAUAUCGCGGGGGCUAUUCGAUGUUAAUGCAGUACACCACAGGAUGUUUUUGUGCUGGUCAAGGGCAGUCAAGUCUGAGGAGAACCAGGGGCUAUAUCUGUUCUUAGUUCUGAAUUUUUUGAAUGGGGCAUGCUUAUUUAAGAUUGAGAGGAAAGCACUUUUAAAGAACAACCAGGCAUUCUCUACUGACGGAAUGAGAUCGAUAUCCAUCCAGGUCAAUUAGGAUGGCCUGCUCGCUAAAGUGUUAUAGGGAGCGUUUGACAGUGAUGAGGGAGGGGCCGUGUGACCGCGGACCCGUUACGGACGCAGGCAAUAAGGCAGUGAUCGCUGAGAUCCUGGUUGAAGACAGCGGAGGUGUAUUUAGAGGGUAAGUUAGUAAGGAUGAUAUCUAUGAGGGUGCCCAUGUUUACGGAUUUAGGGUUGUACCUGGUAGGUUCUUUGAUCAGUUGUGUGAGAUUGAGAGCAUCUAGUUUGGAUUGUAGGAUGGCCGGGGUGUUAAGCAUAUCCCAGUUUAGGUCACCAAGCAGUAUGAACUCUGAGGAUAGAUGGGGGGCAAUCAAUUCACAUAUGGUGUCCAGGGCACAGCUGGGGGCUGAGGGGGGUCUGUAGCAAACGUCAACAGUGAGAGACUUAUUUCUGGAAAGGUGGAUUUUUAGAAGAAGGAGCUCAAACUGUUUGGGCACAGACCUGGAUAGUAUGAUAGAGCUCUGCAGGCUAUCUCUACAGUAGAUUGCAACUCCACCCCCUUUGGCAGUUCUAUCUAGACGGAAAAUGUUGUAGUUGGGGAUGGACAUUUCUGAAUUUUUGGUGGCCUUCCUAAGCCAGGAUUCAGACACUGCUAGAACAUCAGGGUUGGCGGAGUGUGCUAACGCAGUGAAUAACGCAAACUUAGGAAGGAGGAUUCUGAUGUUAACGUGCAGAAAACUAAGGCUUUUACGGUUACAGAAGUCAACAAAUGAUAACUCCUGGGGAGUAGGGGUGAUACUGGGGGCUGCAGGGCCUGGGUUAGCCUCUACAUCACCAGAGGAACAGAGGAGGACUAGAAUAAGGAUACAGCUAAAGGCUUUAAGAACUGGUCUUCUAGUGCGUUGGGUACAGAGAAUAAAGGGGGCAGAUUUCCGGGCGUUGUAGAAUAGAUUCAGGGCAUUAUGUACAGACAAGGAUAUGGAAGGAUAUGAGUACAGUGGAGGUAAACCUAAGCGUUGGGUAACAAUGAAAGAGAUAGCAUCACUGGAGGCACCGAUUGAGCCUGUCUCUGCGUGUUUUUUUUUGGUUUUUUUUGUUUUUUUUUCACCUUUAUUUAACCAGGUAAGCCAGUUGAGAACAAGAUGAGGUAGUUGGGUGGGCUAAUUUCAGAUGGGCUGUGUACAGGUGCAGUGAUCGGUAAGGUGCUCUGACAACUGAUGCUUAAAGUUAGUGAGGGAGAUAUGAGUCUCCAGCUUCAUAUUUUUGCAGUUCGUUCCAGUCAUUGGCAGCAGAGAACUGGAAGGAAUGGCGGCCAAAGGAGGUGUUGGCUUUGGGGAUGACCAGUGAGAUAUACCUGCUGGAGCACAUACUACGGGUGGGUGUUGCUAUGGUGACCAAUGAGCUAAGAUAAGGCAGGGAUUUGCCUAGCAGUGAUUUAUAGAUGGCCUGGAGCCAGUGGGUUUGGCGACAAAUAUGUAGUGAGGACCAGCCAACAAGAGCGUACAGGUCACAGUGGUGGGUAGCGUAUGGGGCUUUGGAGACAAAACGGAUGGCACUGUGAUAGACUACAUCCAAUUUGCUGAGUAGAGUGUUGGAGGCUAUUUUGUAAAUGACAUCGCCGAAGUCAAGGAUCGGUAGGAUAGUCAGUUUUACGAGGGCAUGUUUGGCAGCUUGAGUGAAGGAGGCUUUGUUGCGAAAUAGGAAGCCAAUUCUAGAUUUAACUUUGAAUUGGAGAUGCUUAAUGUGAGUCUGGAAGGAGAGUUUACAGUCUAACCAGACACCUAGAUAUUUGUAGUUGUCCACAUAAUCUAGGUCAGACCCGUCGAGAGUAGUGAUUCUAGUCGGGUGGGCGGGUGCAAGCAGCGUUCGGUUGAAGAGCAUGCAUUUAGUUUUACUAGUGUUUAAGAGCAGUUGGAGGCUACUGAAGGAGUGUUGUAUGGCAUUGAAGCUCGUUUGGAGGUUUGUUAACACAGUGUCCAAUGAAGGGCCAGAUGUAUACAAAAUGGUGUUGGGGGGGUGGAACAAAGGAGCUAUUUGAGGCAGUUUGAGAAUGACUUGGGGUUCUAUAUUGAAAUUGUAUAAUAAGAACUAACUGGAACAGCAAUAGGCAAGGCAUAUUGACAUGGGAGAGAGGCAUAAAGGAAUCACAGGUGUUAUUAGAGAGAGCUAAGACAACAACUGGUAAUGGCGAUGAAAGUUUGGGCUGAGGCUAAACAGAUAAACAGGACAGGGUACCGUGUAAAGGAACAGUCCAGCAGGCAUCAGCUGUGUAGCUGAGUGAUCAUAAGGUCCAGUGAACAGCAAUAUGUGAGUCCGAGAGCAGUUCGAAUUGAUGCUAAAGCACAGCGAGCAGGAAGCACGGCUGUUGUUUGCGUGUGCUAGCAGGCCGGGGCUAGCAGAUGGAUCUUCGUGGUCGUGGUACUAAAUACAAUCUCCAGUGUCACACUGACUCACCUAAUUAUGAAGGCUACUUCUCACUGUGAUGACCAAUGCGCUCCUCUUGGCAAUAGCCUACUUCAAGAUGAGCUACUUUGAAAACAGUACUGCUGUUAGAUAAAAAAAUGGUUUAUAUAGGUUCUACAAGCCGAUUAGUCUUCCAUUUUCAGCGGUAGGCAUUUAUUUGCUUUCCAAACUGUAUGUUUUUCCCGCAUUUGUAUUUAGAAAUUUGCAAAAGGCAAACAGACAGCUGCAACCAACCGUAGAAAUAUAAUCAAUAGAUGGCAGUACCCAUUCAAGUCAGGACUGGCAGCCAUUGUUAGUGUACCUGUAAGUUUAACAUUCAAAUUGCCAAGGUAAAAGGUUCCAAAACCACUCUGGAUUAUAUGUCUAUGGCCACAAUGCAACAAGCUGUAUAUUUGGCGCGCGUGCUGCCCAUAUUGUGGCCUUCCCGACUGUAGGCAUACCAGUAACUGCCAAGAUAAAGGAAACACCUGAGUAAAUUACAUGAGUCAAUCUCCCGAGUGGCGCAGUGGUCUAAGGCACUGCAUCGCAGUGCUAGCUGUGCCACUAGAGAUCCUGGUUCGAAUCCAGGCUCUGUCGUAGCCGGCCGCGACCGGGAGACCCAUGGGGCGGCGCACAAUUGGCCCAGCGUCGUCCAGGGUAGGGGAGGGAAUGGCCGGCAGGGGAUGUAGCUCAGUUGGUAGAGCAUGGCGUUUGCAACGCCAGGGUUGUGGGUUCGAUAAAAUAAUGUAUGCGCUAACUGUAAGUCGCUCUGGAUAAGAGCGUCUGCUAAAUGACGUAAAUGUAAUGUAAAUGUAAGUGGGACACUGGAAAUUGUAUUUAGUAGCCUACUGUAGCCUCCUAAUUUCAACAGUAAAAGUUCAAGGACGUCUGAUGUCCAGAAUCUAUAUAAUUUGGCCCUGUUUAAAUAACUUACAACUUUAGAAUUGAGCUGUAUGUUAUCUCCAUUUGCGAAAAUAAAACAGAAGGAACUAGAAUGUAUUUAUCGAAGCAAAUGUUCUGAUAUGGAUGACUCCAGGCGUGUUUAAACAUGUGGUUACUAGGAACAGAACAACAAUAGAGCAACUGUAAAGGUUGGGGAAGUGGUAGUGCAUACAGAUGGAAUAAGGAAGUUACCUAACUGGAAUUAUUCAACAGAAGAUUUGGCACUGUAAACACGUCUUUAUUGCAAGCACACAGUUAGACAGGGAAUUUGACCUUUUUUAUUGCAGGCUACUUAAUACAUUGUUAUUGUAGAUAGCGAAAGAUUUGCCGUUCAGAGCAACAUCAAUGCGAUACAAGAUGCUGUAUAGUAGACAAAUAAAUAUUUGAUAGUGACCAUGUUUCCAUCCACAGUUUUCAUGAGAGUAAAGUCACCUUAUAAAAAGAAAAUCACGACAGUUGUGAUGGAAACAGGAAGGUUCGGUACAAUUUUAUAAAUGCAGACAGACAAUUUGUUCAUUCGACAUAGUGGAUAUUUUUGUGUCGGUAAAAUGUAUUAUGUGAGAAAUGGCAAUGGAAAUGCCUUUAUGUGCAAAUACUGAUAUAAUAUAACCAUCAUAUCGAAGAAAACUUGGAGUCACGCGAUGAUAUGGUGUCUGGCCCUUUUGAAAAGUAUGUGGUCAUACACACAUCCUUAAAAAACAUAGGUGCUGGGCUAAUAAAGAAUACUAGUAAAGAAUAAGAAGGCCCGCACACUCUUUAAGCUCCCAAUUCCUCGCUUUAUUGACUGUUUCAAUCCGAAAUGGAUUUUCGUCAGGUCAAACUGAGUGCUCACUUCCCAAAAUAUACACAUUUCACUUCCCAUGACCAUUACGCACAUGUAGUGGCGAUAUUAACAUGUAAAUAUGGGUGGGCAAACUCAAAAAAAUGUUUUUAGAUGCAUGCACUAUAACGGUGACAAGCGGUACCACAAACUGUUAGGACCUACAUAAAACUCUCCCAACACCUUACCACUGCUACACCUGGCUAACAGCGAAGCCUUGUCUGGCAGCGAAACAGUUCAUUCAGCCUCAAUUUUUACUUUUCAUUCUUUAACUAAAUAUACUUUCCUGCAACCCACGUCACCCAACGUGGAAAGGAUUCUAUUAUUUCUUUAUAACUUUCAUCAAGAACCUUAAGUUGAAACUAGUGUAGCUGCAACUGAAUGGCUACUUGCAAUUAGUCACCGUUAGCGUCUUCACCACUGUCCGUGGCCUACACUAUCCACCAGCCAGCUCUAGCUCUAGCCUGGACAAUUCGUCGGCCAGUCUGCACAGCGUGCUAUCGACCCAGAGCUUAUUGGACUUUCUGCCGGAAUCACUGGAACCUAGCGCCGGAUCAUCGCAACCAGCUAGCUAGCUGCAACCUGUUGUUGGCUAAUUACCAUUGCCCUAUAGCAAGCACCAGUUAGCCUUGAGCUAGCCUCAGGCCCAUCUCCCGGCUAUCUACCUCUCUGUCAACCGGACGGGACCUCCUAGUGUUGACACUGAGCCCCGCCGACCCAACACGACUGGUUUGCCGACGAAAUAGUCUGAUGUGGUUUCAACAGGCUUCCCGUUGCGACGACCACGAAGAUCCAUCUGCCAGCCCCGGCCCGCUAGCACACGCAAACUACAACUGUGCUCCCUGCUAGCUGUGCUGAAGCACCAAUUUGAACUGCUCUCGGACUCACAUAUUGCUGUUCACUGGACCUUAUGAUCACUCAGCUGCACAGCUGAUGCCUGCUGGACUGUUCCUUUACACGGUACCCUGUCCUGUUUAUUCUGUUUAGCCUUAGCCCAAACGUUAUCGCUAUUUCCAGUUGUUGUCUUAGCUCUCUCUAAUAACACCUGUGACUGCUUUAUGCCUCUCUCCCAUGUCAAUUAUGCCUUGCCUAUUGCUGUUUGGGUUAGUUCUUAUUAUACAAUUUCACUGUAUAACCCCUAGUCCCUCUCAAACUGCCUCAAAUAGUUCCUUUGUUCCACCCCCCAUACACGCCGAGACCGGCUCAAUCGGUGCCUCCAGUGACGCUAUCUCUUUCAUUGUUACCCAACGCUUAGGGUUACCUGAACUGUACUCAUAUCCUUCCAUAUCCUUUUCUGUACAUAAUGCCCUGAAUCUUUUCUACAACGCCCGGAGAACUGCCCCCUUUAUUCUAUGUACCCAACGCACUAGAAGACCAGUUCUUAAAGCCUUUAGUCGUAUCCUUAUUCUAGUCCUCCUCUGUUCCUCUGGUGAUGUAGAGGCUAACCCAGGCCCUGCAGCCCCCAGUAUCACUCCUACUCCCCAGGAGCUAUCAUUUGUUGACUUCUGUAACCGUAAAAGUCUUGGUUUUCUGCACGUAAAUCAGAAGCCUCCUUCCUAAGUUUGAGUUAUUCACUGCGUUAGCACACUCCGCCAACCCUGAUGUUCUAGCAGUGUCUGAAUCCUGGCUUAGGAAGGCCACCAAAAAUUCUGAAAUUUCCAUCCCCAACUAUAACAUUUUCCGUCUAGAUAGAACUGCCAAAGGGGGUGGAGUUGCAAUCUACUGUAGAGAUAGCCUGCAGAGCUCUAUCAUACUAUCCAGGUCUGUGCCCAAACAGUUUGAGCUUCUACUUCUAAAAAUCCACCUUUCCAGAAAGAAAUCUCUCACUGUUGCCGCUUGCUACAGACCUCCCUCAGCCCCCAGCUGUGCCCUGGACACCAUAUGUGAAUUGAUUGCCCCCCAUCUAUCCUCAGAGUUCGUACUGCUUGGUGACCUAAAUUGGGAUAUGCUUAACACCCCGGCCAUCCUACAAUCUAAACUAGAUGCCCUCAAUCUCACACAAAUUAUCAACGAACCUACCAGGUACAACCCUAAAUCCGUAAACAUGGGUACCCUCAUAGAUAUCAUCCUGACUAACUUACCCUCUAAAUACACCUCCGCUGUCUUCAACCAGGAUCUCAGCGAUCACUGCCUUAUUGCCUGCGUCCGUAACGGGUCCGCGGUCAAACGACCACCCCUCAUCACUGUCAAACGCUCCCAAAAACACUUCAGCGAGCAGGCCUUCCUAAUUGACCUGGCCCAGGUAUCCUUGAUGGAUAUAGAUCUCAUUCCGUCAGUAGAGGAUGCCUGGUUGUUCUUUAAAAGUAAUUUCCUCUCAAUCUUAAAUAAACAUGCCCCAUUCAAAAAAUACAGAACUAAGAACAGAUAUAGCCCCUGGUUCUCCUCAGACUUGACUGCCCUUGACCAGCACAAAAACAUCCUGUGGCGUACUGCAUUAGCAUCAAAUAGCCCCCGCGAUAUGCAACUUUUCAGGGAAGUUAGGAACCAAUAUACACACAAGCAGUUAGGAAAGCAAAGGCUAACUUUUUCAAACAGAAAUUUGCAUCCUGUAGCACUAACUCCAAAAAGUUUUGGGACACUGUAAAGUCUAUGGAAAAUAAGAGCACUUCCUCCCAGCUGCCCACUGCACUGAGGCUAGGAAACACUAUCACCACCGAUAAAUCUACAAUAAUCGAGAAUUUCAACAAGCAUUUUGCUACGGCUGGCCAUGCUUUCCACCUGGCUACCACUACCCCGGCCACCAGCUCUGCACCCUCCGCUGCAACUUGCCCAUGCCCCCCCCGCUUCUCCUUCACACAAAUCCAGACAGCUGAUGUUCUGAAAGAGCUGCAAAAUCUGGACCCCUACAAAUCAUCUGGGCUAGACAAUCUGGACCCUUUCUUUCUAUAACUAGCCGCCGAAAUUGUCGCAACCCCUAUUACUAGCCUGUUCAACCUCUCUUUCGUAACGUCUGAGAUCCCCAGAGAUUGGAAAGCUGCCGCGGUCAUCCCCCUCUUCAAAGGGGGUGACACUCUAGAUCCAAACUGUUACAGACCCAUAUCCAUCCUGCCCUGCCUUUCUAAAGUUUUUGAAAGCCAAGUCAACAAACAGAUCACCGACCAUUUCGAAUCCCAUCGUACCUUCUCCGCUAUGCAAUCCGGUUUCCGAGCUGGUCAUGGGUGCACUUCAGCCACGCUCAAGGUCCUAAACGAUAUUAUAACCGCGAUCGAUAAUAGACAGUACUGUGCAGCCGUUUUCAUUGACCUGGCCAAGGCUUUCGACUCUGUCAACCACCGCAUUCUUAUUGCCAGACUAAAUAGCCUUGGUUUCUCAAAUGACUGCCUCGCCUGGUUCACCAACUACUUCUCAGAUAGAGUUCAAUGUGUCAAAUCGGAGGGCCUGUUGUCUGGACCUAUGGCAGUCUCUAUGGGGGUGCCACAGGGUUCAAUUCUUGGGUCGACUCUUUUCUCUGUGUAUAUCAAUGACGUCGCUCUUGCUGCUGGUGACUCUCAGAUCCACCUCUACGCAGACGACACCAUUUUGUAUACAUCUGGACCUUCAUUGGACACUGUGUUAACAAACCUCCAAACGAGCUUCAAUGCCAUACAACACUCCUUCAGUAGCCUCCAACUGCUCUUAAACACUAGUAAAACUAAAUGCAUGCUCUUCAACCGAACGCUGCUUGCACCCGCCCACCCGACUAGAAUCACUACUCUCGACGGGUCUGACCUAGAGUAUGUGGACAACUACAAAUAUCUAGGUGUCUGGUUAGACUGUAAACUCUCCUUCCAGACUCACAUUAAGAAUCUCCAAUCCAAAGUUAAAUCUAGAAUCGGUUUCCUAUUUCGCAACAAAGCCUCCUUCACUCAUGCUGCCAAACAUGCCCUCGUAAAACUGACUAUCCUACCGAUCCUUGACUUCGGCGAUGUCAUUUACAAAAUAGCCUCCAACACUCUACUCAGCAAAUUGGAUGUAGUCUAUCACAGUGCCAUCCGUUUUGUCUCCAAAGCCCCAUAUACUACCCACCACUGUGACCUGUACGCUCUUGUUGGCUGGUCCUCACUACAUAUUAGUCGCCAAACCCACUGGCUCCAGGCCAUCUAUAAAUCACUGCUAGGCAAAUCCCCGCCUUAUCUUAGCUCAUUGGUCACCAUAGCAACACCCACCCGUAGUCUGCGCUCCAGCAGGUAUAUCUCACUGGUCAUCCCCAAAGCCAACACCUCCUUUGGCCGCCAUUCCUUCCAGUUCUCUGCUGCCAAUGACUGGAACAAAUUGCAAAAAUCUCUGAAGCUGGAGACACUUAUCUCCCUCACUAACUUUAAGCAUCAGUUGUCAGAGCACCUUACCGAUCACUGCACCUGUACACAGCCCAUCUGAAAUUAGCCCGCCCAACUACCUCAUCCCUAUAUUGUUAUUUAUUUUGCUCAUUUGUACCCCAGUAUCUCUAUUUGCACAUCAUCUCUUGCACAUCUAUCAUUCCAGUGUUAAUACUAAUUGUAAUUAUUUUGCACUAUAGCCUAUUUAUUGCCUUACCUCCAUAACUUGCUACAUUUGCACACACUGUAUAUAUAUGUAUUUCUGUUGUAUUUUUGACUUUGUUUUGUUUUACCCCAUAUAUAACUCUGUGUUGUUGUUUUUAUCGCACUGCUUUGCUUUAUCUUGGCCAGGUCGCAGUUGUAAAUGAGAACUUGUUCUCAACUGGUUUACCUGGUUAAAUAAAGGUGAAAUAAAAAUUAAAUUAAAAAAAUACUGUCAAUUGAGAUGUACAAACUAUGGCAUAAGGGGACGACGAGCAGAUAAGAGGCAAUUCGUAAUUUCGAUUAAGACAUUCAUGAGCGAACUAGGACGGACGUAGUCAAUAUCAUUAUUUGUUUAGCACUUUUGAAAUGUACAGCGACAGAAUUCAGAACAUGGGCCGUUCUUACAGUAUUCUCCCUGUACACCAAGUCAGAACCGUAGGAUAAAUAAAGGGGGCAUUUAUCAGACAAUGAAAGCGCUUACAAUAUUCGAUGAUGACAUUUCUUUAAAACAGGCUAUAGGCUACGUGUGCACCACCAAGUCAGAACAGUAGGAUAAAUUAUGAGGGAAAAAGGGACCAAAUUAUUAGGGUGAGGCACAUGGGCUACUAACAGCUUACUACACAACAUACAUUUAGUAUUACUUGGCAAGAUUAGCAGACUUAGGCAUUACAUGCCAGCAACAAACGCUGACACUACACAUCCAAGUAUAACUGAUUAAAUUAUGAAAGACGAGCAUUGACAUUUUGAAUUCUGUAAAGUGAGUGUGGAAGAGGUGGAAAAAUUGUUGUUGUCUAUAAAACAAUGACAAGCCGCCAGGGUCUGACAACUUGGAUGAAAAAUUACGAGGAUAAUAGCGGACGAUAUUGCCCCUCCUAUUUGCCAUGUCUUCAAUCUAAGCCUACUAGAAAGUGUGUGCCCUCAAGCCUGGAGGGAAGCAAAAGUAAUUCCGCUACCCAAGAAUAGUAAAGCCCCCGUUAUUGGCUCAAAUAGCCGACCAAUCAGCCUGUUUACCCAGGUGGACUCCAAUCAAGUUGUAGAAACAUCUCAAGGAUGAUCAAUGGAAACAGGAUGCACCUGAGCUCAAUUUCAAGUCUCAUAGCAAAGGGUCUGAAUACUUACUUGCAAACAUUUCUAAAAACCUGUUUUCGCUUUGUCAUUAUGGGGUAUUGUGUGUAGAUUGAUGAGGAAUAAAAUUAAUGUUAUCAAUUUUAGAAUAAGGCUGUAAAGUUACAAAAUGUGGAAAAGUCAAGGGGUCUGAAUACUUUCCGAAUGCACUGUAUGUGAUAGUAGAGUAGUGGCCAGAGGGAACACACUUAAUGUGUUGUGAAAAAUGUUAUGAAAUGUAAUGUCAUGUAUAUUUUAAAUUGUAUAUAACUGCCUUUAUGUUGCUGGACCCCAGGAAAAGUAGCUGCUGCCUUGGCUGCAGCUAAACGGCAUCCUUAAUAAAUACAAAUACAAAUCUCAUUCAAUUUCAACUUACUCUGUCGAUUGUCUGUAGGCUUGGCCCUAAUGCAGGGGGAAUUUCAAAAAACAAACAUAAUAAACAGAAUUUCCAAACGUGGGUCUGUUGUAGACCCAUGGAGUUCCUCAGUGAGGUCAGUUCCUCUCUACUUCCUUCAUGUCAAAAUAGAAGUCCCCCACAAGUUCUUGCUUUUUUGUGUGCAGGUGUGGCAUACGUGCAGGACAUGAGGUAAGCGGAGAGGAAGUGGGUCUACGACAGACCCACGUUUGGAAAGUCUGUUUAAUUUAUGCCCUAUUCGAUUUUUUUUUCUUCUAAAUUCCCCCCUGCAUAACGACCAACCCUAUGGACAAUCGGCAGAGUAAAUUGAAAUUGAAUUGAAUUUAGCUUCCGGUGGACUAUUCCAUUAUUUAUUUUUUUAAGCUAAUUGUAAUAGUGGACACUUGACUUGAGCAACAUUUUGCAUAACUUUUAGGAGCGGGACCAUUUGCAAGCAGAGUAAAAUAAAUGCAUUAUCAAUAUUUAUUUAUGGUCAAUGUUGGAGUCUAAACUAUACCCUAUCAUAUUUAGGAAGUUAAAGACAACAGCGCCGUGCCUCUUCGCCCAUAUAGCGUUGUCUACAGGCUAUUGAAUUGAGACCACACAUAAUGUAUAGGCGCGCUAGAUUUUGCACAGCUAACACAAGAGAAGAUAGGUAGGCUACUGAUCGUAAAUCAGCAAGAAUUAGGCAAUUAGUUUGAAUAUUGCGACAAGGGUGCUUUUAAUGCAAUAGAUGACGAAUAGCCUACAAAACAAAAAGACAACAGUGUUUCAAAAUUAUCUUGCAUAAAUUCCAGUCAAUGUCGGAGCCUUAACUAAAGCCUAUAAUAUUUAGGAAGUGGCUAUUUAGGCUAUUUAAUUGAGAUCACGCAUAGGCGCAUUUGAUAUUGCACGCCAAACACAAGAGAGGAGAGGUAGGCCACUGAAUUUGAAGCAGAAUUAUCCUAUGAGAGUUUGUGAAUAUUGCGACAAAGAGCUGAUUUAAUACAAUAGUUAACACAUACAAAACAGAAAGACAACCGUUGAAAAUAAUCUGCGGGGGGAAAAAUAUAUUGUCAUCCCAAAUUUGUCUGACUGACUGCCCACUGGAAUUUAGCUCUCUACAUGGUGGCAUGUUUUUGUAGUGAUAUGAGCCCUUUUAGGAUGGCUGCUAUACUUUAACUCUCUGAGUGGAUUAUGCAGUUUUUUCCUCCUCCUAACUCUUUCUCUCUCAUCCCUCUCUUCCAGGGAGAGGUUUUUUCCUGUUGAAUAAGGCCAAGCUGAACUGCCCUCCCAAGCCCUCUGACCUGGCCCAGAGACCUAUGUCCCCAGGGGGGUGUUCCUCCCCCCCCAACCUCGUCUCCACUGUUGCCUCUGCCUUUGGCGCCACCUCCCGGCACCAGCUGCAACGCCGCCGCCCCAUCAUCCCCGGCACGGUGAAGCUGCCCCCGGGCAUCCACUCGCACCCCCCCACUGUGGCCCUCACCCCCCCUGCCAGCAGUGGCUUCAGCCUGGUGAAGAGGCGGGAGCAGCCCGCCCGACGCAAAGACAGCAUCCAGUCCCUGUACAUCAGCCCGGACAAGGACCUGUUCCCCUCUCCCCCCUCCAUCUCCUCCCUCUCCCUUUCCACCUCCACCCCACAGAGCCUCCAGACCGCCAGCAAGGCCCUUAGACGGUUCUCAGACCCAGACAUCCCCUAUGUAGAUGAGGCCUGA
This is a messenger RNA of Coregonus sp. 'balchen', 25177 nucleotides long. NCBI's taxonomy places the organism in Eukaryota, Metazoa, Chordata, Actinopteri, Salmoniformes, Salmonidae. The record is from the annotation of a GenBank genome assembly.